This is a messenger RNA of Neocloeon triangulifer, 1379 nucleotides long. Its product is annotated as poly [ADP-ribose] polymerase tankyrase-like. The transcript has 6 exons. The coding region runs from base 346 to 1242 and encodes 298 amino acids. NCBI's taxonomy places the organism in Eukaryota, Metazoa, Arthropoda, Insecta, Ephemeroptera, Baetidae. Gene Ontology annotation, molecular function: NAD+ poly-ADP-ribosyltransferase activity. The record is from RefSeq and is a predicted model, not a curated record.
UUUAAAGCGUCUGAUAUUUUUUGACGGAAAAUCCCUCAACGUUAACAACUUCUUCCCUCCAUUUUCUUUUGCAUAAAUAUCUCAUCUGCUUGUUUAUUCUGCCAUGAUAGAUUGAAAUUUUCAUUCUGAUUCUCAUGUAUACAUACAUAUGUAGCUUUGCUUUUUUGCGCUGGUUAUUGUUGAAGUCUCCUCAAACCCACACAGCAGCACACAAAAACAAACAAGUGUAGACCAGGUGUGCUGUUUGGAAAUCAGGUUUAAUUUAAUUUUUGCCUUGCUGAAGAGUUCUCAGAUUUUUGACUUGACCCAACGUGAGCAGGUUUUUUUCAAACAAAUUCGCCAAAAAUGAUGCAACCUGUUGCUGGAAGUGCUGGAACUUCAUCUACAGUAGUGAAGCGUAAGAAGCAGCAAAAGCAAAAGAAAGUUCAAAAGCAAGUGCAAAAAUUUGGAAAACCAGAAAGGAGAGAUUGGUAUGUUGGCUUCAAACUUGAGGAGCUGCCUCGUACGCAUGGCGACUUCAAGUACAUUGAUGAGAAGAUGCACAGUUCCAUAGUGGCCCAUGACAACCAUAUCAAGUUCUCCAGCUAUGAAAUCCUAAAGGUGUUCAAAGUCCUCAAUUCCAACAUGUACGAGUGUUACCAAAAACGCAGAGCUGAGAUGAAUCAAGAGAUCAUGAAGGAAAGCAAAAGUUCUGGAUAUGUGGAGGAGAUGAGACUGUGGCAUGGAUCUCCUCAGGCUGAGAAAAUCUGCCAAAUCGGCUUCAAUUUGCAGCCAUCAAACCCUAACGGAAUGUUUGGCAAAGGAAUCUACUUUGCUGAGCACUCCUCAAAGAGCAACCAGUACUCUUGGGGUGUCAACGGCGGCUGCCCAACUCACAGAGAUCAAAGCUGCUACAAAUGCACCCGUCAGAUGCUGCUGUGCAAAGUGGCGCUUGGACGAAAGUACCUCACCCCUCAACUGAUCACCAAUGCACCUCCCCAAAUUGACACUGUCGUGGCUCGACCUGAAACUAUCAAUGUUGGUCUCCGGUACCCUGAGUAUGUCAUCUACAACCAAGACCAGGCUUACCCUGGCUACCUGGUCCACUACAGAAUCCUGCCUGAAGUUUGCAAGGACUGCACGAAUACACAGCCCGUGAUGAAGGCCAAGCAGAUCCAGCUCGCUACUCAACCACAACCUGCACCUAAAGUGGCCAUUCCAGCUCAAGCUUCUUCCGCCUUGGAUGGCUGCACCAUCUGUUAAGCUUUGAGCCUUCUCAUUUAUAUUCUGACCACAGAGUUAAAGCAUGUCUGAUAAAAUUGAAAAUUAUAUCUUAUGUUCUAAAGGCUGGAUGCUGACGUGCAAUCCAAAAACUAAGUUUUCAAUCAAAUACUGUACUG